Molecule: messenger RNA, 1884 nt
Organism: Boleophthalmus pectinirostris (great blue-spotted mudskipper)
Lineage: Eukaryota; Metazoa; Chordata; Actinopteri; Gobiiformes; Gobiidae
Gene: rwdd2b
Product: RWD domain containing 2B
Exons: 4
Coding region: 216-1115 (299 amino acids)
Molecular function (GO): protein binding
Source: RefSeq, a predicted model, not a curated record
GGUUUUGGGUUUUACGCGCAUGGAUUUUACGCACGACGUCUCUACAUAAUAUUGCUUAUCCGAUAUGCACUUUUAUGCAUUUUUAAAACCAAUUAUCGCUAUUCUAAUACCUGAAUGUCUUGGAUAAACUGGAAUCACGUUAAUGGACACAUAUCACCAUGGAAGUUUGAUGUUCUUAUUAUAGAUCCACGCGUGUGACUCGUGAUCGCGUGGCAAUGUCGUACCUGGACUGGGCAGGGAGUCAGCUGGCGGAGAUCGAGCUCCUGUGCAGCAUGUUUCCUGCACAAGACGAGCUGCAGUUUUUGGAUCCGCUCGCCAUCGCGUUGCUCCGGAGCUACGUGGAGGGCUCCGGGUCUAAAGAUGGGCCCCCAGCCUCCAGACCCCAGUUUGAAAUCAAGCAGAAGAUGCAGCCCACAGGAAUGGACGAGAUGGAUGUAAUUGUGGCCUGUGCUUAUCCUUCUGAAUAUCCAAGUGUGCUGCCAGAGAUUACAGUCAGAUGCUCGGGUCUGAACCGGUCCCAGCAGAGCCAGCUCCACUCAGACCUCGGGGCCUACCUGAGCGAGACCUGCCUGGGGGAAGUCUGCGUGCUGUCGGCCGUGGACUGGCUCAAGGACCACCUCCAUCUGUACGCCUGCCCCACGUCUGCGCCCGCCCCCAACCAGAGAGCCCCUCCCCCCGCGCAGCACCCAGAGGUCUUCACCCGUCUCUGGAUCUACAGCCACCACAUCUACAACAAGGUCAAGAGGAAAAACAUCCUGGAGUGGUCCAAGGAGCUGGGUCUGACCGGGUUCAGCAUGCCGGGCAAGCCUGGGGUGGUGUGCGUGGAGGGGUCACAAGAUGCCUGUGAGGACUUCUGGGCCAGAGUGAAGGUCCUGACGUGGAAGAAGAUCAUGAUUCGCCACCGAGAGGACAUCCCGCUCGGAGGACAGGAGGACGACAGUGGACCUGCUCCGACUCUGGACUCUCUGAGGAAGUUCAACCAUUUUGAAGAAGCCAUGUUUGACCCUCACGGUAACCGGGGCAACCACAUGGACCUGGGACAACUGUAUCACUACCUCAAUGAGAAGGGACUAAGCGAUGUCUUUCAGAUGUAUUUUGGCGUCGAGGGAAGGUGAAAAAAGAACAAUACUGGAAAAAUCUAAUAUAUUUUUUGUUAAUUUGGAUAAAUCCUCUUCUAAUAUAAGGAAUUAUUAUUGUGUUGGUUCUUAUUUUUUACAAUUUCAGACAACUCUGCAUCCUUAAAGCAGUUAUAUUUCAUGUUUUAUAACUUAAAGUGCCCAUUUUACGCCAUUUACUGAUCCAUGUUAUAAUGUUUCCUCAUCAAAAACAUACCUGUGUUUUUGUUUCAUUUGCACAUGUUUAACACACAAACCCCUGUAAAAUCCAUGUAUCAUUCGUUCAUUCGUUUUUGAAAAUAAAACCAAAAAUAAGAAAAUUAAAAGACUAUUAUUUUCUUUAUUAUUUAUCUCCAAAACCAAAAUGAAAAACAACAAUUCGUUUUUUCAGUUUUCGAUUUUGGGUUUAAAUGAAUAAUGGAAAAAACACAUAAUGGACGUUUCCAGUUUCCGUGACUUAAACUGUGAUGCCGGACUUUUACACCACAUACAGACUGAACCAGGACUAAACCAGACUGUGUAGACUCUCAGGUAACCGCAGGUGAGAGGACUGGCGCAGACCUCCAUCCCAUGGGGCUAAGCGCAGCCAUCGGCCGAUAGCACUUUGCGGACACCCUGCUUUGUGGACUCGGGGUCCAGUGUCUCUCAAGUUCAAGAUUAGUCCUGGUUUAGACCUGGUUUAGUCCUGUUUCAGUCCUGAUUUAGUCCUGGUUUAGUCCUGGUUCAGUCCAUAUGCAGCACAGAAGUUCAGCAUCCCAAUUUAAGUCAC